UCACACUUGCUGCACGUCACUUCACAUCACCUCACACUUCACUCUUGCUUCAUAUUUCACACGUUUCUAUCUAAUUCAUGUUUGUCCGGUAAUGAAUUGGGCACUCACUGUAAUCUAAUCUACAACCAUCUAUAUAAGAAGCAGAAGCUGGACUAAUAGAGAAGUAAAAGAAGCUCACAAAGAGAUCUGCAUUAAGAUGGAUCACGAUCAUGGUGAGGGAGUGAAUGAGUUAUUUCAGGUUCAGUGUCAUUUGUAUAAACACAUCUUUGGCUUCAUUGAUUCCAUGUCAAUAAAGUGUGCAGUUCAGCUAGGCAUUCCUGACAUAAUCCACAAUCAUGGCCAACCAAUUACUUUCCCAGAGUUAGUCUCUAAGCUUCAUAUUCACCCCAAAAAAACCUGUUGCCUGCACAGGCUUAUGCGUCUAUUGGUGCACUCUGGCUUCUUCACUAAAACAAAAAUUCAUGAAAAUCAAGAAAAAGAAGAAGAAGCCUAUACUCUCACGCUUCUUUCUAGGUUCAUCCUCAAAGAUAAGGUCACCAACUUGUCCCCGUUUAUUCUAGCACUGCUUGAUCCAGUUCUUGUAAGUCCAUGGCAGUUCUUGGGAGAUUGGUUUCAGGGGAGUGAGCUCACACCCUUUGAGAAAGCGCAUGGGAUGGGUUUCUGGGACUUUUGCGACCAAAGUCCAGAAUUCAAUACCAUUUUUAAUGAAGCAAUGGCUAGUGAUUCCAAACAAAUGAGCUUGGUCGUUAAGGACUACAGUCCCAUUUUUGAGGGUUUAGGUUCAUUGGUUGAUGUUGGAGGUGGUACUGGAAUAGUGGCAAGGAUUAUUUCUGAGGCAUUCCCUCACACGAAAUACACUGUGUUUGACCUCCCACAUGUGGUUGCCAACUUGCCAGAUAAUGAAAAUUUGAAAUAUGUUGGCGGCGAUAUGUUUCAGUAUAUACCUCCUGCAGAUGCCGUUCUAAUCAAGUGUAUUUUGCAUGAUUGGAGUGAUGAGGAAUGUGUCAACAUAUUGAAAAUAUGCAAAGAGGCUAUUACAAGCAAAGGUAAGGAAGGAAAGGUAAUUAUCAUAGACAUGGUGAUAAAUCAGGAGAAAGACGAACAUGAUGUUACCACAUCAAAGCUCCACUUUGAUGCACUGAUGAUGGUUUUCGUAACUGGAAAAGAGAGAGACAAGAAAGAAUGGGAAAAGCUGUUCUUGGAGGCCGGCUUUAGCCACUACAAAAUUGUGUCAUCAUUUGGCAUGAAGUCCCUCAUUGAGGUUUAUCCUUGAGAGAUAAACAAGUGCCUCUAUAUAUAUAUAUAUAUAUAUAUAUAUAAUCAGGUACCUAUAUAUAUGUUAAACUUGCAAAGACUGUUCACAAAUAAUUAUUGUGUGCUAAGCCUAAUGCUUCAGAAUAAUAAUGCUUGUGAGCAUAGGAGGAAUCGAACUAUUA
Messenger RNA from Quercus robur (English oak), 1436 nucleotides. RefSeq names its product trans-resveratrol di-O-methyltransferase-like. Gene Ontology annotation, biological process: methylation. The coding region runs from base 197 to 1273 and encodes 358 amino acids. The transcript has 2 exons. Lineage: Eukaryota; Viridiplantae; Streptophyta; Magnoliopsida; Fagales; Fagaceae. The record is from RefSeq and is a predicted model, not a curated record. Gene Ontology annotation, molecular function: protein dimerization activity; S-adenosylmethionine-dependent methyltransferase activity; O-methyltransferase activity.